This is a messenger RNA of Annulohypoxylon maeteangense, 1517 nucleotides long. Its product is annotated as GTP-binding protein rab2. The transcript has 2 exons. Gene Ontology annotation, cellular component: endosome. Gene Ontology annotation, molecular function: GTP binding; GTPase activity. NCBI's taxonomy places the organism in Eukaryota, Fungi, Ascomycota, Sordariomycetes, Xylariales, Hypoxylaceae. Gene Ontology annotation, biological process: regulation of endocytosis. The record is from RefSeq and is a predicted model, not a curated record. Bases 288 to 1040 code for a protein of 250 amino acids.
UGUCCUCAAGCUUAUACCCUAAGGUAAUUUAUCCUACUUAUUUCCUGCCGUCUCUUGCUUCGUUUUACCUAUCACAUGAGCGUGAUCUUACAGUCGUACAAUCUAAAAGCUAACUCUUAAUUCGGAACGAUAGAGCUCUUAGGCCUUGCUUAUCAUAUCGUCGCAUUAGAGACGCCGUCUACGAGCGAAAGCACCACCCUCUACCUAGGUGCUCUUCACUCCGCCCUCGUGAUCACUGCCACUGCCCUCUACAUCUCCCCCGAUACCUUCUACCCUAUCUAAUCCCAAUGUCUUCUCCGCCCUGGGACUACAUCGCCAAGCUCGUAUGUAUCGGCGACUCAGGAUGCGGUAAAUCGUCUCUCACAAUCCGACUCUGCGAGGGACGCUUCAGCCCACAGCACGAUGUCACUAUCGGCGUUGAAUUCGGGUCGAGGAUCGUGCCGGUUGGACCGCCGCAUUCCAAACCACCCGCAGCGCCCAAAUCCGACGGAGGACUUCCCGAACCCCCGCGUGCCAACACCACACCCCAGAAGCACAUGAAGCUAUCGUUAUGGGAUACGGCAGGACAGGAGACGUAUAAAUCCGUAACCCGCUCCUACUUCCGCGGCGCCUCCGGCGCCCUCCUCGUCUUCGACAUAACGCGCAAAGCGACCUUCGCACACGUAACCGACUGGCUCUCCGAUCUCCGCGCGAUCGCCGACCCAGACAUCGUCGUGAUCCUCGUAGGCAAUAAGCUCGACCAAGCGCAACCGUCCGAAGGUCAGGAAAGCAAGCGCGAGGUAACCGAGCAAGAAGCCGAGGAGUGGGCGCGCCGCAACGGCGUGCUGCAGUACGUCGAGACGUCAGCGAAGUCGGGCGAGAACGUCGAGGAAGCGUUCAUGCGCGUCGCCGAGCGCAUCUUCGAGAACAUCAACGCCGGCAAGUACGACCUCAACGACCGCCGCUCCGGCGUCAAGGGGCCCGGCCCCGGCGCCGUCGGUAAGCAGGUCCCGCUCCUCGGGGAUUCUGGGAGGGGGGCUGCUGCGGGUGGGUGUUGUUAAGAACCAAACAACCGACUCACUAUCUAAUUAACUGAACGAAUUUGGCUACGCUGGCUUUUACCUAAUGUCGAAGUCGAGAUUGAAGUUUUGACAUGAUGGGGUUGGGGUGGUUUAAGGAACUGGACCGGACCGGAUUGUAUUGGAUUGGAUGAAUUCGACGUCAUGAGAUGAAAGAUGAAACUGAAGAUCGGAUUAAAGCCACGAGAUGCCGGGUCCCCCGUGUAUGUUGAACUACUACUUCUACUUCUACUACUGAUACUGGUUGACUUAAGGGUUCUCUUGUUUUUGGGUGUUCCGGUCUAAGGGGGAGGGGACUUGUACAUACAUACAUAAAGGCCACCACGCACGCACUUUCGGGAGGAGCAUCGUCCAUUGCGCAUUCGAUGAUACCCUACGCACUAAUGUCUACUGCUUGCGUACCUAUAUACCAAGCAAACAAUCAAUCAAACAAUCAAACGAACGAACGAACAACGAAUU